AUGAGUGCUGACCUGAAGCCCAAAGCACUCUCUUCAACAACACUCAAGGAAGCCCCUAUUCCUCUCACCGCAGUCGUGCUCUUCCCGCCAGUGAUCUGCAGCCGUCCCGGUCCUGUGUGUGAGCUGGAAGAUGGAGUCUUCCGAAAUCAACCUGCAGGCAAGUACCACUCCACUGCGAGUAAUGCGCUUUCUCAAUCUACUUUCGUCUCAAUUUCCAAAUUCCGACGAGUGUCAGCAUCCACCGGAAGCAACAGAGGCAGCUCACCGAAGGACGGUCUCGCAGACGCACCAAAUCGUUCUCCAUCACAGACACCAUCUAGCUCUUCAGUUAUUAGGACUCCGGGGCGAGCUCUUAUCACAAGCUUCAUGGAAGACUCUAACCCUUUCGACUCAGUCGUGCCCAUCCCGUCAACGAUCGUUGCAGCAGAGAACGCCGCUGCAAGUGAUUCCCGCUACCUGAGCGUCUACUACCAAAACGUCAGGGGUGUGCGUACUAAGACAACCGUUUUGAAGUUACGACUCUCAUCCUUCGAUUACGAUGUUGUUGUGCUAUCAGAAACUUGGCUCAAAUCCGAUAUUUGUAAUUCGGAGCUUUCAUCGGACUACUCUAUUUUUCGUUGCGACCGUAGCGAGUUUACCAGUGGUCUUUCUAGAGGCGGUGGCGUAUUGGUUGCAGUCAAACGUGAAUUACAAUGUACUGAAGUGUCCCUAUCUGAUUGCUGUGCGCUUGAACAAGUCAAAGUCACAUUGAAACUCCCUCAUAGCUCUGUGCAUAUUUUCGGCAUCUAUCUUCGCCCGAAUUCCGAUUACGAGCUUUAUGCUACCCACUAUACGGUAGUGCAAAGCGUAAUUGAUAAAUCAUUCGUUUAUGACGUCUUCCUGCUGCUUGGGGAUUAUAAUCUCCCUCAUCUUCAAUGGAUCUUUGAUGACGACAUCAACGGCUAUCUGGCAACUAACGCAUCUAGCGAGCAAGAAAUUUCCCUCAGCGAAGCCAUCUCGACAUGUGGUUUGGUGCAAAUCAACCCCUUCGUUAACCGUAACAAUAGGCUGCUCGACUUGAUUUUCACAAAUGCUUCUGACAACAUGGACAUCUCUCAGCCCGUUCUGCCGCUCAUACCAAUCGACGAGCACCAUCCACCGGUAGUGUUACAUAUCGACACCUGCUGCCUCAUACCACGUUAUUCUGACCAGGAACCGGAUCCCAUGGAUUACGACUUUCGGCAGUGCGAUUUUACUUCACUUAAUACUUUCUGCUUUUUGCUUUCUGCGGUUGACUGGAGUCAUCAUUUCCAUGGACACUCAGUAGAUGCUAACGUACUGCUGUUUUACGACAAGCUGUACGAGAUAUUGAACUUAAUAGCUCCUCGCCGUCGUCGCAUUAAUCGAGGUGUAAAUAACAAGCCUUGGUGGAAUGCUCAACUCAGAAACCUGUGCAACAGAUUGAGGAGGCUACGCAAACAGUACAUCGCUAACAAAACUAACGGGAACAAAGUUUCCCUCCAUCAGGUAGAAACCUCUUAUAACGACCUCCUCGAUGCCAGUUACCGAAGAUAUAUGAACGACCUCCAAUCAAAUCUUAAAAAUAAUCCGUCCAGGUUUUGGAGAUUUAUCAAAUCGCAAAAGACGGCUAAUCAAGUUCCGAACAAUGUUGUUUAUGGCGACACUACAGCUACCACAUCUGAUGAAGCUGCGAACCUGUUCGCGGACUUUUUUCAGAGUGUGUUCAAUGUGAACUCUCAGCAAACUCACCCAGGUAGUUUUUUCGAAUGUUCUACCGCACGAUAUUGA
Messenger RNA from Armigeres subalbatus, 1788 nucleotides. RefSeq lists its product as uncharacterized. The coding region runs from base 1 to 1788 and encodes 595 amino acids. The transcript is spliced from 2 exons. The record is from RefSeq and is a predicted model, not a curated record. NCBI's taxonomy places the organism in Eukaryota, Metazoa, Arthropoda, Insecta, Diptera, Culicidae.